Messenger RNA from Trypanosoma grayi, 1293 nucleotides. Its product is annotated as putative N-acetylglucosamine-6-phosphate deacetylase-like protein. Gene Ontology annotation, molecular function: N-acetylglucosamine-6-phosphate deacetylase activity. NCBI's taxonomy places the organism in Eukaryota, Euglenozoa, Kinetoplastea, Trypanosomatida, Trypanosomatidae. Gene Ontology annotation, biological process: N-acetylglucosamine catabolic process. The coding region runs from base 1 to 1293 and encodes 430 amino acids. The record is from RefSeq and is a predicted model, not a curated record. The transcript has a single exon.
AUGAAAAAGAUUGUUUCGGUUAUCAAGGGAAAUGUCGUGACCCCCUCAGAGGUCAUCUACGGCGGCUUCGUGCUGGUUAUUGACGGAACCAUACAGAGGGUUGGCUCCCGCACAUCCUUGCCAACAGAAGAUGAGCUGCGGGAGCGGUACGGUGACGUGCAGAUGGAGGUGACCGAGGGGGACUUUAUUCUCCCUGGAUUUGUGGACAUUCACAACCACGGCCUUGGCGGUGCGGAGGACGUGAUUGGCCACUGGUCAAACCCCGAGUACUCGCUUAAGGAACUGGCGCGGUGUGGGACGCUCUGCACGCUGGCGUCUCUCAUAUUCUCUGAGGACCACAAGGGUCUCGUCGUGCGCUGCAUUGAAGAGGUGGAGAAGCGCGUGGAACAAUACAUCCCCGACUGCUGUGUGCUCGGGGGCAUCCAUGCGGAGGGGCCGGUGAUUAACGACCGCGGAGGCCUGCCCGCGUGCGAGAACAGGUGGAGUCUGGAGCGCUUCAAAGAGCUCUGUGCCACGAUGCCGUCAAUGCGCAUUAUGACAAUUUCACCUCACAUUGAUGCAAUCAACAAUUACGAGCUUAUCAAGCACCUGCUUCGUACAGGGGUUCGGCCAUCGCUUGGCCACGAUCGUGUGGCGACAAAGAAGGAAAUACUGGGUGCGCUGAGACUUGCGCCAUCGCAGGAACAAAAAUUUCAUGUGACACAUAUGUACAAUGUAAUGUCGUUUCAUCAUCGAAACCCUUCGCUCAUCAACGUGUCACUCUGCUCCAGGUUCCCAAAGGCAGCGAUUUACAAAGGCGCUCUCCCUCCAUCAGUUGAGCUCAUCGCAGAUUUGGUUCAUGUGGACUCAAUUCUUCUUCAGGCAACUCUCUCGGCUCGAGGAUGCGAUGAGGUUGCCGUCAUCACGGAUUGCAUAUCGAAAAACCUCCCAGGAAAGCGCGUUACGUACAAUGGACGCAUGGGCGUCGUUCGCGCGGAAGGCGGUUGCUACCUUUGUGAAGCUUCGGGCAAGCCAUCGAAGACCCUCGCUGGCAGUACGAGCACGCUGGCAGACCAGUUUAUGAACCUGGUCUCCCUCUUCCGCGUGGAUAUUGUUUCCGCGUGCAAGAUGGUGGCUACAACUCCCGCCAAAAUUGCACGGCUGAACGGAGUUGGGGCGAUUGAGCAGGGCAAAAAGGCAAAUCUGUUGAUUCUCAAUUCGGAGCUAAACACGAUUACAAAGCGCAUGGUUUACGGGAGGUGGACCUCGCAUGAUGAGUACCGUCUUUUACGUCCUUCAGUGUCUCACAUGUGA